Schistocerca americana (American grasshopper) is the source of this 6978-nucleotide messenger RNA. Its product is annotated as endoribonuclease Dcr-1-like. The transcript is spliced from 26 exons. Gene Ontology annotation, cellular component: RISC complex; nucleus; cytoplasm. Gene Ontology annotation, biological process: siRNA processing; pre-miRNA processing; apoptotic DNA fragmentation. The record is from RefSeq and is a predicted model, not a curated record. Gene Ontology annotation, molecular function: RNA binding; ribonuclease III activity; protein binding. Bases 141 to 6974 code for a protein of 2277 amino acids. NCBI's taxonomy places the organism in Eukaryota, Metazoa, Arthropoda, Insecta, Orthoptera, Acrididae.
CGGUUGUGGUUGUUGUCGUGCAAUUAGUUUUUAAGUGAACUAUGAUCUUAUUAACGUUGUGAUUUACGCAUUCGGCUGUAGCGGCUUCUGUUCAAAUGUAAAUGCACCCCAAUUCUUAAUUUAUAAAGGUAUAGGUGCUGAUGGCCUACUACUUCAGUGAUAACAUACACACUAAAUCACUAACUCCAAGAGAACACCAGGUUGAACUUCUUGAUGCUGCAAAAGAGCGAAACAUAAUUGUAUGUCUUUGCUCGAGCUCUGGGAGAGUAUUCAUAGCAACAAAGUUAAUCCAGGAAUUUUCAAAUGCGAUACGAAGGCCAAUUAAGAAUGGAGGCAAACGUUCAGUAUAUCUUGUGGACAGCGUGGCACUGGUGGGACACCAAGCAACCUACAUCAAUAACUUGACAGAUUUAACUGUUGGUGAAUACAGUGAAUUCUCAAGUGUAACCGAUUGGGAGAAAGAAUUAAUGGAAAAGCAGGUGCUUGUCAUGACAAGUGACGUUUGCAAUGAUGUCAUCAGUAAUGGCAUUCUUAGGAUUGAGGACAUAAAUGUGCUUGUGCUUGAUGAAUGUCACAAUGUUUUACAGAACCAUCCAAUGAGAAGGGUCAUGCAGUAUGUGUCAUUGUCUCCUAAAAGACCUCGAAUUCUGGGACUUACAGCACCAAUCUUCAACAGUACAGCAGAUCCUGGUCGCUUGGAAGGUGAAAUGCAGAGAUUAGAAGCUGCACUUCUCAGCACAGCAGAAACAGCAAGUGACAUUGUUUCAGUACUAAGGUAUAGCACAAAACCAAAAGAAUUUGUUCUGGAAUGUGCGCCUCAUCAACCAGGUGAAUUAGAUAACACUUUAGAGGAUAUCGUCACUGAUGUGUUAAACUUUAUUCAGGAUCAUCGAUACGAUCCAUUAGAAGUGUAUGAUGAUGAAUUUUUUGAGGAGCUGAAGGAUAUUCCUGACCCGAAAUCUGAUCCACUAAAAAUCCUCAAUGAAUUCUUAGAUGUGCUACACACACUAGGCCCAUGGUGUGCUGACAGAGCAGCAUUCUCACUUUUGCUGCAUGUAGAAAAACUAAAAGUGAAGACACCAUAUGAGAGGCAUUUUCUUUUGCUGUGUAUGAUUUCAACUGUACUUGUGAAAAUUCGGGCUGUAUGUGAUGAUUACUUUAAGGGCCUCCCUGAAAAAGAAAAGAUACUAAAGUUUUCUUCACCAAAAGUACUUCGUCUCUUAGAAAUCAUCAAGCAGUUUAAACCUGUCCGAUGUCUUUGUGUUAGAGAAGAAAAUCAGUCUGUAAAAGACACUAAAAUAUGCACUGUUCCUGAAUGUUGUGGUGUGAUUAAAAACAGAGAAUUUCCAGAAGAAACUAUUUCUGUAUUAAGUUAUGACAGAUCUUUACUCCUGUCACUAAACUUUUCGCCAAGUGUUGAUGCAAUCAAAAUUCAGAAUCAUGUGAAAUGCAAAGACUUACCCUUCAGUAUAUGUGAUACAGCUGAAUGCCAAAGAAUGUCCAAUCACAUAUAUGAUAAUAACAGCAUGAACUGUUUUAUAAAGCAUCGUUCAUUUCCAGUUUGCAUAUACAGCUGUUCUCUACGGACCUGUGGGGAUGAAGACAUUCACGGAAAGCAUGUCCACAUGAAUGGUAGUACUCUGAAGAUUGUUAGUGAACAAUUUUCAAUAGCCAACGUGUUAAGAAAUGUUUGGAAUUCAUGUAGGAGGAGCUUGCAUUCCAGUUCAGAAAGUUUGUGUCAUGUUGAACUAAAUAAACUGUCUCCUGUGAGCUUAUUAAGAACUUUGCAUAUCAAUAAUUGUGACUGUAUUCACUGUAAAUACCAUGCUUAUGUUUCCUUACAUGAGGGAUAUAGUGAAGAAAAUAAUGUGGAUGAAUGUGUUGUUAGUGUGCUGUCAAAGAAUGACGUAUCCACUUUCCGUGAGAAUUUGAGUAGUGAAGUGUCUUUAAAUAAUACAUUGACAAAAUCAUAUUUUGAUAACUAUGAUGAUCAGAAGAGUGAGCCUUCCACUCCCUGCAGAGCAGUGAUUGGAAGAGGACGUUCAUCGAAACAACUACGAAAGGCUGGACCUGGGUCUGGAAAGUUCGAUGUUCAAGGCAGAAAUUUCCGAAGUGCCUUGCAGGAUGACGCAGAUGCACUUUGUGGCAUAGUGUUCGUUGAGAAGAAAUUCACAGCUAAGAUCCUUUAUCACCUUUUAAAUGAAAUUCGUCGUAAUGAUGAAGAUUAUAGUUUUGUGGCACCACAGUAUACAGUUGACAAAGAAGCUGAUCCUUUGACAGAGCCUCGGGAAGCAGAAACUGAACACAGAAAACAAGAAGAAGUUUUAAAGAGGUUUCGAAUGCGAGAAUGUAAUCUUCUCAUUGGCACAUCAGUUUUGGAGGAAGGUAUAGAUAUUCCCAAAUGUAACCUGGUUAUUCGUUUUGACGUUCCUUCGAUGUAUCGCUCGUAUGUUCAGUCUAAAGGACGUGCUCGUGCUCAGGAUGCCUAUUACUUAUUAAUGAUUGAAGAGAGUAGAACUGAAGACUUUGUUGAAAACUUGGCCCAGUAUUUUGAAAUUGAACAGAUGCUUCUUAGAAAAUGUGCCAAUAAAGAACCUUCAGAGGAAGAAGAAAUGGAAGCAGACAAAUGGACUGACAUGAUAGAAGCAUAUAGUCCACCAUCAAGCCCGAGCCAUUCAUCAGUUAACAUGUCAACUGCUGUAGCAUUGGUGAACAGGUAUUGUGCAAAACUGCCUAGUGAUACAUUUACAAGACUUUCCCCACUGUGGUCCCUGAAAACUGAAGAAAUUGACGGAAAGACCCACUACAUUUGUACUGUGCGCCUUCCUAUCAAUUCUCCUGUGAAACACAAUAUUGUGGGUCUCCCAAUGCCUACGAGGGUUCUUGCACGACGCAUUGCAGCAUUAGAAACAUGUCGUAUUCUUCAUCAAGCAAGGGAACUUGAUGAUAACCUCAUGCCAGUUGGAAAGGAACGUUUUCACAUACAUGAGGAAGGUGACCAAGUUGGUGACCCUGAUGACCCAGAGGAUGUUGCUUCUCGUGAUUCAUUGGAGCCAAAGCCAGGAACAACAAAGCGCCGGCAGUAUUACUAUAAGCGUAUCUCUGAUGCUCUGACAGAUUGCCGUCCAGUUGCAGGCAAGCCAUCUUUAUUGUAUAACUUGGCAAUGGUGUUAACUUGUCCUUUGCCUGAGGAACAGAACACAAGAGGUAGGAAGAUAUAUCCUCCAGAAGACUCGCUGCAGGGUUUUGGGAUUGUAACAUCAAAGACUAUACCGAAGAUCUGUCCCUUUCCUAUCUUCACACGCUCUGGUGAAGUUAGUGUCAACCUAGAACUGUCAGACACAAAUGUGAUAUUAACAAAAGAGAAAAUUGGUAUGAUCGUAACAUUCCUGAAUUACACUUUCACAAGUGUCCUACGACUGCAGAAGUAUCUUAUGAUGUUUGACCCACAGGCAUCAGAAAAUUCUUAUUUUAUCGUACCUACGAGAAAAAAAACCAAAGAAUCUCUGGCUGAAGUUGACUGGGAAUUUCUAGAACGUAUAUAUAAAGAUUGUGAUCUUCGUCCACAACCUAUCCCUCAGGAAGAAAGAGCGCAGUUCAUAUUUGAUGCUUCCAAAUACCAUGAUGCUGUAAUAAUGCCAUGGUAUCGUAAUCAGGAUCAGCCUCAGUACUUCUAUGUUGCUGAAAUUUGCUCUCAUUUGAAUCCUAAAUCAACGUUUCCUGGAUCUGAAUACAAAACAUUUGAUGAAUAUUAUUUCAAAAAGUACAAUAUCCAGAUACAAAAUGAUACACAACCACUUCUGGAUGUUGAUCACACAUCUGCAAGACUUAAUUUUCUGACUCCACGGUAUGUUAACCGGAAAGGGGUUGCUUUACCUACCAGCAGCGAAGAAACAAAAAAAGCAAAACGUGAAAAUCUGGAACAGAAGCAGAUUUUGGUUCCAGAGCUAUGUACUGUCCAUCCUUUUCCAGCAUCUUUAUGGCGAAAAGCUGUUUGCCUCCCAUGUAUUCUUUAUAGGAUAAACGCACUCUUACUUGCGGAUCAAAUUAGAUGUCAAGUAGCUAAUAAUAUUGCACUUGGCCAAGAGAAACUUCCAGCAGAUUUUGAGUGGCCUCCAUUGAACUUUGGAUGGAGUCUAGCAGAUGUAUUGAAAAGAUCCAAAGAAAAUGCUGCUAAAGUACCUGAAAUCAAAGUGGUUACUUUUGCGCAGGAAACAGUGACAUCUAAAUUAAGCAAGACAAGUAAUGAAGCAGAAGUAAAUGAUAUUUACUGUGAGCAAAAGAAGAAGACUGCAAAUGAGAUCUUGACAGAGGAAGAGAAUAAAUUGUCUGGUGAAUGGAUGGAAAUUGGUACAUGGUCAAAUGACAUGGCAGAAAGAAAUCCAAUGGAAUCAGGUGAUAUUGAUGAAUUUGAUCCAAAUAUUGCUCUACCAUCAAAUUUAACAUUGCUUGGAAAUGAUUCAGAGUUAACAGACUUACAUAAUGGAGAAGGAAGCAGUGACUGGGGAACAGGAAUUGAAGCUCAGUUUGAAGGAAAGGUACGAUAUGGGUCACCAAGUAGCUGGAUGAGAGCAGACCAUUUUACUAAUUUUGAUGGUGACUGUAUAGGAUAUGAAUCAGAUGAAUCUUACAAUGAGCUUGUACAUGAAACAGACAGUUUUGACUGCAAUGCUUUUCAAGUACAUUCAGGAAUUAGAAUUGAAUUCAAAAGUGAUAAUGUUGCAGAGGCUGUAGAGGAUGAACCACAGACCAAGCAACCAGCUUUAAAAAGCAGCAGUGCAGUUGUGGCAACAAGUGUUGCAGCCAGUGAAGUGCCAUGGAAUUGGGACAUGGCAGUCACAUUAGAUUCACUUGUUAAUCAUUUCAGUCAUUCUGACAGUGACAGUAAAUCUGACGCUGAAUCUGACAAAAUUACAGAAAUGUAUGCAAAUCAUUUUGAUGAAGCAACAAAGAAGAACAUAUGUUAUAUAAGGAAGAGUGGUAUACUAAUAAGAAAAGAUCAGCCUCUGGAGAUUGUGAGAUCCCUGUCCUCUUGUGCAGGGCAGUUUCAGAAUAUUCCUGUUGAAAUACAUAUACAAAGGUCUGUAAAUAGCAGUCUUCUGCAGAACAGCUUCUCACAUUCACAUUUUGUAGCUGGCUGUAAAAUAGUCUUCAAUGUAGGUAAACUUUCACUAGAUAAUGGCGAUGAUGACUUAGAUACCAAAGAAGCUUUAUACACAGCUGGUAGUGUAACAGUGUGUGACAGGAGAUUGUCAUGGAAUGUUGAUGGUGAUGAGGAGGAAGAUAUAAUUAGUAAAUUUAGUUUUGAUGCACAGCCAGAACUUGAAGGGCAUCCUGGUCCAAGUCCAAGUAUAAUACUUCAAGCAUUAACAAUGUCAAAUGCCAAUGAUGGAAUUAACUUGGAAAGACUGGAAACAAUAGGUGACUCAUUUUUGAAAUAUGCUAUCACAACGUACUUAUAUUGUACAUAUGACAAUAUCCAUGAGGGAAAACUAAGCCAUUUGAGAUCCAAACAGGUGAGCAAUCUUAACUUAUACAGACUUGGACGGAGGAAAGUGUUUGGAGAAAGUAUGAUUGCUACAAAGUUUGAGCCUCAUGAUAACUGGUUGCCACCAUGUUACUAUGUUCCUCGUGAAUUGGAACAGGCUCUUGUAGAAGCUGGUAUUCCUGCUAGUCACUGGAACCGUGCUGAUAUACCUAACUUAUUACCGUUGUCACGUGAGGAGAUAUGUGAGCUUGUUAGAGAACGCUGCAAUCAGUUUCAGCGUUGUAGAGAUUGUGAUGAAGGUGAAGUGUCCAUACGUGCAGAAGAGUAUGACAGUGUUGAUAAAAUGCCGUGCUUCAUUCCUUAUAACCUGAUAACACAACAUAGUAUUCCAGACAAGAGUGUAGCUGACUGUGUGGAAGCGCUUAUUGGAGCAUAUCUCAUUGCAUGUGGGCCAAGAGGUGCCCUGCUUUUCAUGGCAUGGUUAGGAAUUUGUGUUCUUCCAAGAGAAGAAAUUAUUUUGGAAAGCAGUAGUCCAAACCUCACUCCUGAGGAGAGACCGGUUGGUAGUUUAAAACCAGCAUUUGUAUGUGAAGACAGUGAUGGGACUGCUGUCUGGAAGCAGGUGAGAUAUGGCACAUUGCAGUCACCUCCAUCACCACUUCUCAGGAAUGUCUCAAAUCCAGAGCGGAAGUUGGAAGCCUUACUUGAUGGAUAUGAUGUAUUUGAACAAAAAAUUCAGUAUAAAUUUCGUGAUAGGAGUUACUUGCUACAGUCGCUCACACAUGCUUCCUACUCACCAAACAGACUUACAGAUUGUUACCAAAGGCUUGAAUUCCUUGGAGAUGCUGUUCUGGAUUACCUUAUCACUCGUCAUCUGUAUGAAGAUUCACGUCAACAUUCUCCGGGUGCUUUGACUGACCUACGCUCAGCUCUUGUGAAUAAUACAAUAUUUGCAUCACUUGCUGUUCGUUAUGGCUUUCACAAAUACUUCCGUCACUUAUCACCAGGAUUAAAUGAGGUUGUUGAUAGAUUUGUUCGUAUUCAAGAGGAAAAUGGACAUACAAUUAGUGAAGAGUACUAUUUAAUUGAAGAAGAAGAAUGUGAAGAAGCUGAAGAUGUUGAAGUCCCAAAAGCACUGGGAGAUGUUUUUGAGUCAGUUGCUGGAGCGAUCUUUCUGGAUAGCAACAUGUCUCUCGAUGCUGUUUGGAGAGUGUACUAUCGGAUGAUGAAAUCAGAAAUAGAGCAAUUCAGCACUAAUGUACCAAAAUCACCAAUCAGAGAACUUCUUGAACUGGAGCCAGAAACAGCAAAAUUUGGGAAACCAGAGAAACUGGCCGAUGGUCGUCGUGUGCGUGUCUCAGUGGAAGUUUUUGGAAAAGGAAUUUUUAAAGGAAUUGGUCGUAAUUACCGAAUUGCCAAAUGUACUGCAGCAAAAUGUGCCUUGAAGCAACUUAAAAAGAAAGGAUUACUUUCUAAAAAGUUAUGAAGUA